Molecule: messenger RNA, 2868 nt
Organism: Aphanomyces astaci
Lineage: Eukaryota; Oomycota; Saprolegniomycetes; Saprolegniales; Verrucalvaceae
Exons: 8
Coding region: 1-2868 (955 amino acids)
Biological process (GO): proteolysis
Molecular function (GO): aspartic-type endopeptidase activity; nucleic acid binding; zinc ion binding
Source: RefSeq, a predicted model, not a curated record
AUGGAAAGCUUGGCUGUGCAGCGCCAGAUCCGUGAGAAUGCCUCGUACUUGCAGGAUUACUUUUCAGACAUGAGCGCAUGGGAGAAAUCCAUGGCCAAGAAGGAGCAACAGCUCCAAGGAUCCAAGCGAUCCGCCGCGCCAGUCCGCCGUGCAGUGGCCAUGAGCGUGCGCGGGUCCGACGGCUCAGUGUCCAUCCAGCACCCUCUGAAUGCCACCAUCGACACCCCAACCAAGCCGAUGAAGGCACCAUCCCAACACGUGUACGACAAGGGAUACAAGAAAUGGGACUCGUUCGAUGUUGUACGAUGCUGCUCUGAAGGAAGUGGACACACCGAGCGUCACUCCCAGCAAGGCGAAGAGGAUCCCGAGGAAGCACCCCCCGCGCGUCCAACCUCAACUCGUCCCAAGAAAGCUGUGACGGCUACCCCGAAGAAACCAUCGCCGUCGCCAGUCAAUGCGCCGCGCGACCUGUUGGAGAAGGAGGACGGGAACAUGCACUUCAAGCAGGGCGAGUUUGCAGCGGCAGUCAACUGCUACUCUCGGUCGCUGAGCUACAACCCCAGGAACCCCAUCGUGCUAUCGAAUCGCGCGAUGGCCCAUCUCAAGCUCCAGCAGUUCGGGAAGGCGGAAGCGGACUGUACGGCGGCGCUGGCGGUGGAUGGCGGGCACGUCAAGUCACUUGUGCGUCGGGCGAGCGCUCGCAACGCUCUGGGUAAGCACCACGCCGCGUUCGCCGACUUGGAAAUUCGUCCAUCGACAUUCCCCUCUGCCCAAUUCUCCGAGACCCACCUUGUCACGAUCCGACACAUGUGUUCCGCUCUCGAGGAACAAGAAGCCUGGAGCUUGAUCCACGCGCUGGUGCCUCCAGCGCAGCCCCACCUGGUUGAAAGCUUUGCUCGCCAUGGCGAGAAUCCUGGGCAAGACAUUGCGGUUCAAGCGCAAUCGCUUGCUUCCGAGCGCGAUGCCGCGCUACAAGAAGUUGCCGACCUCAACGCUCGAGGACGUGCUCUGGAGGACACCCUCCAUUACACGACUGCGCGUAUGUCCGCGCAGACAGCCUCGAAGCCGAAGCAACGCGCCGUAAAGCUCGAAUUCCCCAAGUAUGGAGGACUUGCCUCCCACCAACUGCUUCGUUGUAUCAAGCAAGUUAGUCGUGCCGCGGAUGCUAUGAACAUCGAUGACGAUGAGAUCUGCGUGUCUUCGCCAUGUCGCACCUUACUUGUCGCAGCGUUCCUGCUAGCGAACAGCGACUUCCGGUACCGCGCGGAGUACCUAUCUGCCAGGCAAGGCAAGCGCUCUAUUCGUGAGUACGUCCACGAUCUGCGCUUCCUUGCGUCCUAUGUCACCCAGAAGUCUUCGCUCUCCGAGAGACUAAGCUUUUUCGGACAUAUUCUUCGACAGUCGAAGAUGCCGUCCGCGCUGGCCGAAGAGUUUUCGGUUCUCCAAUCGCGCACCACGACCAAGACCCGCGACCGACAUGACAUGGAGGUCUAUGUUAUGACCUCACCCACCACCGACCGUCGUUGCUUCAACUGCAACCGACCGGGACACUUCUCCCACGAGUGUCGCCAACCACGCCGUGGCCGACAUCUGCUCGUGGUACUGCUUCAUCCCCUGCACCCCGCUUUGCGCAUCCCGUUGUCGCUCGCGCAUGCGGCGGUCGCGAGUUUCCUCGCGGACGGGGAAACGGGACUCCUCACACGAACAGCAGGCCCUGCCUCGGACACAGUGAUUCGGUGUCAAAUCGGAAGACAACCUUCCCGCAUGUUGUCCUGCCCCAGUCGUAUCUCUGGGUACGACCGUUUGUUCCGCGUCCUCAUCGACAGCGGUGCGUCGGAAAAUUAUGCCCGACGCGCAUCGAUUCAGCUGUAUCGUUCCAUCUACCAUGGCGCCACCCGGCUCGCAUCGCCGCACUCCGUCGUGCGUGUAAAGAUGGCUGAUGGCAAGGUUGUCGCCUCGCCGAAGGUCCUUGUCGACCUUCCCACGUCGGUGGGAGAUUUUGUCUCGACCGAACAAUUCUACGUCAUCGACCUCGAUGACCGCUGGGAUUUGUUCCUUGACAUGCGAUGGUUGGAGAAACACCAACCCUGGAUCGAUUGGCGAUCCAAGACCAUGCGCAAGAUCGCAUCCGUCCACCCUUCUACCGACCUAGGCGUGAUGAGUAAUGAUCUCACUCCAUUUCACGCGUCCCAUCGCAUCGGCUACGAGGCUGGACGUACUUCCGCCACGUUUGGCGAUGAUUCGAGAACCACCAUGAACGGCGAUGCCGCCACGUUUGGCGAUGAUUCGAGAACCGCCAUGAACGGCGAUGCCGCCACGUUUGGCGAUGAUUCGAGAACCACCAUGAACGGCGAUGCCGCCACGUUUGGCGAUGAUUCGAGAACCACCAUGAACGGCGAUGCCUGCGACCUGUCCGAGUUGCCGCUGACUGCCGCUGAUAUCACUCAGCUGCCAGAGAUGAGCUAUCUCUCUUUCUCCCGCGCGCUCCGCGGGAACGAUAACAUCAGCAAUGCUUUCAUCACGGGGAGCCAGGAGGUGGACCUUCUGAUUUCCUCGACAACCGACGAUCCCGUCGAGGAGGAUGUGUCUCGUCCUUCCUCAUCGGUAUGGAAGGAUUUGGAAUCGAACCCAUACUACGACUUGGUUCAUGAGUUCCAAGAUAUCUUCCCGGACAGUGUUCCGGAAUGCCUCCCCAAAGACAAAGGGGUACGGCAUGACAUUGACUUGGUACCGGGCGGUGCGUCACUCGACAGUGGCCAUUUCCGCGCGACCAAGUCGCGUACAUUGACGAGCUCUUUGCUGCACGCAAGCGAGCCGGUCGUAUGCGGGAGAGCAAGUCUCCGCACUCCAGUCCCACUUUCUGUGUGA